AUGGCGGGGUCUGCGUGGGAGUCGGUAGCCAGUGCCAGAGGAGCCGCUGGUGCCGGUGAUGGAGGUCGGUUGCCGGGGGGAGCCACCGGUGCCUGGAAGGGUUGCACGGGCGGCGUGGCGAGCGGCCUGCAUGGGCAGCGACGGGGCGGGCUGCUGGGCAAGGCGGCGAUGAGUGCAGCGGCAGGGCGGCACGAGGGAGGCCGGGAGAUUUGGGCGCUGGUGCCGGUGCCGGUGACUGUGGCCGGUGCCAGUGAUGGAGGCCGAUCGUCGGGUGUCGGAGGAAGCCUGGAAAAAGGUGUCGUCGGGUGCAGGUACAGUGGCAGGGCCAGCGCAGAACUACAGUCUGGGCAAGGAAAAAUAGAUAAUGUACAAGUUACAGAUAAUACUCCAUCGACAGUAAUAGAUACUGCACCAAGUGGCGAAGCUACCUGUGCAAAAGAGGAUGCCAAAAGAUAUACACUGGGAGAGGAUAAGGAAGAAAAGGAAAAGGAGACUAUACCAUCAGUUGAUUCCCCUAUAAAACUUUUGGGUCUAUUGUAA
Molecule: messenger RNA, 540 nt
Organism: Cryptomeria japonica (Japanese cedar)
Lineage: Eukaryota; Viridiplantae; Streptophyta; Pinopsida; Cupressales; Cupressaceae
Exons: 3
Coding region: 1-540 (179 amino acids)
Source: RefSeq, a predicted model, not a curated record